Molecule: messenger RNA, 1646 nt
Organism: Colias croceus (clouded yellow)
Lineage: Eukaryota; Metazoa; Arthropoda; Insecta; Lepidoptera; Pieridae
Product: phosphoglycolate phosphatase 1A, chloroplastic-like
Exons: 6
Coding region: 104-1000 (298 amino acids)
Cellular component (GO): cytoplasm
Molecular function (GO): phosphatase activity
Source: RefSeq, a predicted model, not a curated record
UUCACGCAAGCGCAGUGCCGCCACAAACUAGGUUAGGAGUGCACGUGUUUUGCUCUUAUUAAAUUUAGUAUUUUAAACUGUCUGUGAUAGUGAUUUAUUGAAAAUGAAACCUGUGAAUCUUAUGGAAGUGGACAGUGAAGGGUUCAAGCGGUUUAUCGAUUCGUUCGAUCAUGUGUUCUCGGAUUGUGACGGAGUAAUAUGGUCAAUAGAGCCCAUGCCGGGUGCUGGAACAUUCUUCGAUUUGAUGAAAAGUCUUGGCAAAACCGUACAUUUUGUGUCAAACAACAGUCUUCGGAGCAGACAGAACUAUGAAGCCCAAUUCAAAGCUGCCGGUAUAGAAAAUGGUUUUGAAAACCUCACAAUACCAUCAACAGCAAUAGCGGAAUAUUUGAAAUCAGUGAACUUUAAGAAAUCAGUAUAUUGCGUAUCCUGCCCUGAGACUAUUUCAGUUUUAGAAUCACAAGGAUUCAAAUGUAAAGAAGGCCCAGACCUUGCGGCGGACUAUUAUGCGGAUUUCCUGCAAUACCUUGAAGAUGACAUGGAGAUAGGUGCCGUGGUGUUUGACAGUGAUUUCAAAGUGAACAUGCCGAAGAUGUACAAAGCCAUCACGUACCUGCGGAGGCCAGAUGUUAUCUUCAUCAGCGGGGCUACGGAUAAAUACGUGCCACUCAAACCUGGAGUCUUGUCCUUAGGCACUGGUAUAUUCACGGACAUAGUGCGAGAGGAGUCAAAACGGAAUCCAAUACAGCUGGGGAAGCCGGGCCGGGUGUUCGGAGAGUUAGCUAUGAAACGCGCCAACGUCAGCGAUCCGUCGCGGGUGCUCUUUAUUGGAGAUAUGAUCGAGCAAGACGUCGGUCUUGGGAAAGCUGUCGGCUUCAACACGCUUCUCGUUUUAACCAACAACACAAAAGAGCAAAUGUUAAAUCACACAAUACAACCAGACUUUUACGCAGAUUCGUUAGGCAGUUUAGUACCAGUGAUAAAGGAUAAAGCAUUUUGAUGCUGCAUUUCUAUACUCUCAAAUCUAGACGCUUUUGACUGAGGCCAGUAAAAUAGCAUAGGCUAACAACGGUCUCUUUAAAAAUUUAAAGUUAAUUAUUGUUGUAAAGAAUAUUUUUAUUGUCAUUUAGUAAAUAUACUAUUCUUGUUUUGAUUUCAUUAAAAUAUGAUUUUUAUGUAAUAAUUUCCACUCUAGCUCUGUCAAUGUCUGUAAGAGUCACAUCUUAAAUAAUUUAAUAGAUAACUCUUGAAAUUAGGAUUUCAGAUAAUUUUUCGUCGUCAAAACGAAACGAACAUUAGCUAAGCCAUUUGAAUAUUGCAACAUAUAGGUACCUAUAACAAUUAAUACUCUUUAUGCAAAAUCAUUGGCCCUACUGUGUUCCUUAUUUUAAAUCUUCAUAUACAAUUUAAUAUUAUAAUUUAUUCCUUCAUCCUUCAAAAAUCUGGUGACCUAUGCAAAUGUUCAUGGCCUGUGCAGUGCCAAGACGAACCACCAACCUGUUUGCCUAUUCCAACGUUUCAAAUAUCACUAAAAAGUAAAAACAACUUCAAAACAUUUCUAUUUUAACCAUGUCCAAAGAGGCGAAACAAAAAUGUAUGUACUUACAUUGUUUAGUGAAUACAAUACAAUAAAAGCAUUUAAUUCA